Molecule: messenger RNA, 516 nt
Organism: Galeopterus variegatus (Sunda flying lemur)
Lineage: Eukaryota; Metazoa; Chordata; Mammalia; Dermoptera; Cynocephalidae
Product: olfactory receptor 10G9-like
Exons: 1
Biological process (GO): G protein-coupled receptor signaling pathway
Cellular component (GO): membrane
Molecular function (GO): olfactory receptor activity
Source: RefSeq, a predicted model, not a curated record
UUUCACAGUUGCAUAGCCCAGCUUUAUUUCUUCCACUUCCUGGGGAGCAGCGAGUAUUUCCUCUACACAGUCAUGGCCUAUGACCGCUACCUGGCCAUCGGUUACCCGCUCAGGUACACCAGCAUGAUGAGUGGGAGAACAUGUACCCUCCUGGCCACUAGCACUUGGCUCAGUGGGUCUCUGCACUGUGCUGUGCAGACCACAUUGACCUUCCAUUUGUCCUACUGUGGGCCCAACCAGAUCCAGCACUACUUCUGUGAUGCACCACCCAUCCUCAAGCUGGCCUGUGCAGACACCUCGGCCAACGAGAUGGUCAUCUUUGUCAACAUUGGUGUGGUGGCCUCAGGCUGCUUUGUCCUGAUAGUGCUGUCCUAUGUGUCCAUCGCCUGCUCCAUCCUGAGGAUCCACACCUCAGAGGGGAGACACAGGGCCUCCCAGACCUUUGCCUCCCACUGUAUCGUGGUUCUUUGUUUCUUUGUCCCGUGUGUUUUCAUUUACCUGAGGCCAGGCUCCAAG